Paralichthys olivaceus (Japanese flounder) is the source of this 3922-nucleotide messenger RNA. RefSeq lists its product as uncharacterized. Lineage: Eukaryota; Metazoa; Chordata; Actinopteri; Pleuronectiformes; Paralichthyidae. The record is from RefSeq and is a predicted model, not a curated record.
UCUGUCCAAUGAGCGCGAGGGUAGCCGCUAUUUUGAACUGGAGCGGCCGCUCUGUGCUGCUGGGAGCUCGAGAUGUGACUUUUCGCUCGUAAUUCUGACUUUUAUCGAACAUCAGCGGACUCGUGCUUCAGGUUCGAGCGUUUUGAAAACCAGUAACAGUAUUUCCACAGAUAAACGAUCACUCGAAAGUUCCUGCCGACACAGGCUGCAGUAACAGCAUCUGAGAAGACACCUGAAAAAAAGACGUCUUUCUCGUGUGAAAGAAGACAGGAAGUUCACCAGAAUGGCCAAUGAGACAACAGUGCGAACCUCAUUUGUUCAGGAAAAUGCAGAAGUUGAUGAAUUUCGUGAAAAUAUUCCACCCGGAAUCACCGCUGCAGCUGAGACCUCACAGCUCCAGGUCCAAGGAGAUGUGGCUGAAUAUUCCUCUGCAGAUCCAAGUGGAGAAAAUAAGCCUCUCCCUGACACCUGCACCUUUUCAACCCCAGCUCCAGUUAGCAGCAGUGGUGGAGCCAAGACAAGGUCUCGGAUGUCUGGACUUCAGUCUGCUUUAACACCAAUUUUAAAAUACUUAAACAUAGGAAACAAAUGUCCAUCUCCAGAGCCUUUGAAAUGUGGGAACAGUCCUCACCUUGGUGUUCCCUUUUUUCCCUUUGGUGUUACCACAGCAAGUUGUAAAAAAUCCACUGGAGGGUCGAGCCAACAUCCCAACUCAAAUUUCUCUAGUAGCCAUUCUGAUCGACCGUCGGGCGAUAAGGAUUCUCCUGUGUACUGGCUGCAGGACGAAUGCCUGCCAGAAAUUACUCUCCUUGAUUGUACAUAUGAUUCCACAAUGCAAAUGACUAGCACUGAAGGAAACACUUCUGACAUCCAGCCUCCUAAACUGUCAAAACAUAAUGGCACAACAGCUGGUACAGACCUGAAUGCUAAGAUGGUUGACACCCCUGAAAGGAAGGGUCAGCGCGAGCGCUGGCUGGAUGACAGAUAUUUCCCAGAAAUUACUCUCCUCGAUGUUACUCGUGAUUCAGAGUUUUCACCAGCAGCAGAAAUUUCCACAAUGGAAGUUACACAGGAUGUUUCCCCAGUGGACGCUGUGAAACACAGCAGGCCUUCGUCAGAGCUCAGCGGAUUAAUUGUGGCGGAGCCUGACGGGCCGGUCAUGAUGCAAACUGAAGAACUGUCAAGUACUCUAACUGGCAGUGUCACCAACACGACAAGCUCGUUUAGCGAAAACUCAAAGUGCGUGCAGGAAAACAUGAAAUCUUCUUUGGAAGCAACUCGGGAUAUUUCUGUGGGUAGUGCUCUAGAAAACAACACAUCCUCCCCAGAGCUCAGUGGACAAAACAUGAAGAGUCAAACAUCAGCUGAGGACACACUUGGGAUCCAUUCUGCUAAUGUGACUCGUGACAUAAGCUCCUCCAGCGACAUGUCAGUUCAGAGUGCGGCGUCACAGUUCUCUACUGCUGAUGUGCAGAGUAACACCAGUUUGAAAAAUGUCACCACUGAGAUUCAAGUGAAACCUGUGGAAACUUCUGUCGCUGUGGACGCUAACAAAGAAGAGCUGCUUUCACGUUGUGAUACUGAGUUGACGGGCAAAGAGCCAGAAACAAGCCCAAUAUCAGGAGGAUCUAUGAACAACACAUUCACUGUUGUUCCGGCUGCUGAUCUGAGUCCCUCCACUCAUUUAAACACCACUGAUCAAAUGUCCUCCCCUCAGAACAAGACUCUGGAUCUUCCACCAUCUAAUGUAAACAGCUCCGCAUCAGAAAGUGUGGCUGCAGGUCAGGUUAGUGCUGACGUGAAGAACACUACUGAAACCUCCCUCGAUACGAAUCAGAAUAGUUCCGCUGCUAAGUCAAGUGGCUCGUGUGAUGUGCAGAACGGAACUUUUGAUAUGCAUUCUCUUCAGAAAUCCUGUGGCAGUAGUACUUUAGGGGAAGCCAGUGCAGCUACCUUUUGCCUCCAGAACACUUUUGAUAGUAAACCUUGUAAACAGAAUGGCACAAUAACAAUAACAGAAACAAGCUCAAGCGACAGUCACCAGAAUACUUUGGACAAACCCUCUCCUUCAGAAGUCUGUAAUCCAACCACCAACUCUAAAGACCACACUUCUGAUGUCCACACUCCUGAAGUAUCAAAACAAAAUGGGACAACUAGUACAGACCCAGAUGUCAAGAUGGCCGACACACGUGAGAAGACAUUUGAAGCUCAUUCAGCUGUAGAUGUAGCUCCUGCAGCUAGUAGACGUGAGACAAAGGAUCAUUCGCAAUCUGUGCCAGAUGGCCUUUCAGAAAGUUUGGGCCAUCAAGGCAUGGAUACGGAGAACAACCAAGCAAACACGUUCAACUUGGAUGACACCUUAGAUUUAAAGGUAGACUCGUUGGUUACUUCAACGCCGAUGACUCACUGUAAAGUGUUCCACUUCAGCACCGAACAGGACGAGAGCAAAGCCAUCGCAGCGCAGAAAAAGCUGUAUGGGGAGGGGCCCAGUAAGCCGGUCGUUCAGGUGCCGCCAGACAUUCCAUUAAAUAUCAUCACAGACCGAAAAACCUUGAUGCAGCCCGCAGCGAAAUCCCUCUUGCCUCCUUUGAAAGCUGCAUCACAGCUUUUGAAAUACAACCCAACCUCCACACUUCCAGGGAAAUGUGAGUCGGCAACAUCAAGACUGCCCAUGACGAGACAGAGAACCCAGACUGAAGCUGUGAAGAACCCUGCACCUUCAGCACAGGGGACCACAGGGAUAUCAAGCUCCUACAACCUGCGUGCUACAACAACUGCACUCAAACAGCCCAACUCUGGCCUGCCGAGACCACCUAUGUGUAGCAUACCAUCGGGCAUCCAGAGAUCUGCACCAGGGCUCAGGCCUCCUUCAGCAAAAAGUAACGUAGGGCCUGCAGCUGCUCACCCUGGGGCAAAGAUUACACAACCAAAGAAACACCCCUUAACCAGAGGUGAACCUUUGCCAACAGCAAAGAGGAAGAAAACAGACGGUCCCUUAUCAUCCAGUGGUGCUGAGGCCUCGACUGCCUGUGAUGCUGUGAACGGAUUUAAAAACCCGAAACGACCUGGAGCCAGCUGCAACCAGAGAGUUUUACCAGCUAAAGCCCAAAGAGAUGAUGCUGUAGUGCCCGUCAGUACUGCUGCUGCAGAAAACAUGACCUCUUGCAUCGCAACCAGCAGAAGCAGAACCUUGAAACCGCCUGUAAACAACCAUAGAGCUCAGCCAGCUAAACCACAAGGACAUGGUUGUGCCAAAUGUGUCAUGCUUGAAGAGCAGCUCAAAAUUAAAUCAGCAGAAAUUAAGAGACUGAAAGAAGAGCUGCAGAAGUUCAGUAAACAAGGAGUAGAAUGCUGAAUGUGCCACUGAAAUCCCACUGAACUUUUAAUAUCACAUCUGUUGUUAUUUAAAAAAAAUUAAAGCUAUGGUUUUACUGUAAAUGUAUAUUCUAUUCAAUAAAUCUACUAAUUUUAUUAAUAUUCAUAUGUUAUAGUAUUGACAAUACAAUAUUGUAUUUUAUAUUAAAGCUCCUCAGUGUAGAAUAGUGACUUUGGUUAACUUGUGAUUGCACGACUGAGGUUUGGUCCGAUGUGUGUGCACAUAAUAUAAACUGCACUCCUGACAUGGAUGCAGUUAUAAAUUAAUCUUAUAGUUAUGAAUUGAACCGUAAUAUUUGAAUGUUCUUCCUCAUCUCGCCUUAAAUAAUGUCACACUGAGAAGAUAUGAGAAAGCUUUGUCCACUGCCAGAGUGAAUAUUCAAGUGAACUAAUGGACAGUGCUGAAAUGAAGAUGGUGUAUAUGUGUGUGUUUGUACUCUUUGUGUUUAAACCCUCUGAUAUGCAGUUGAAGGUGUUACCUCACUCGGAGAAAGGCUGUGUGGCCUUGGGAGAUCUUUGAAAUAAACAUGGUGGUGAAACAUCUGAA